Molecule: messenger RNA, 1327 nt
Organism: Chenopodium quinoa (quinoa)
Lineage: Eukaryota; Viridiplantae; Streptophyta; Magnoliopsida; Caryophyllales; Amaranthaceae
Exons: 3
Coding region: 31-1038 (335 amino acids)
Source: RefSeq, a predicted model, not a curated record
UAAGAUAAUGGUGUUACUUAUGAUUAUUAUAUGCGAAAACGAUUGGUGGAAUCGUGUGGGGAUCUUUAUCUUGUUGUUUGGGCAGGUGUUUGUGCUCAAGGGAAUGUAUGGUUCAAGGUUUUCAAGUUAAAUGAAGCUCUUUGUAGGUGGUUCGAGGUUAAGCAUUUGGGUGAUCGUGCCUUGUUUGUAGGCUUUGAUUGCUGCUUCUUUGUUUCUGCUAGGGAGUUUCGAGGAUGUCAACCUAAUCGCGUUGUCUCUCAAAGAAGUUGUUUUCUUCGUUUUGGUGGAGAUCACAUCUCCGAUGAUUAUCUAUUUGAAAGAGUAAGCAAGGGACUAGAGAAGGUCCAACACCUCAAGGAUAGUGAGAUUAUUGGGCUUAAGCCAAUGCAUGCUGGCUUUUUGCAAUCAUUAUGGCAUUUUUCGACAUGGAAUCCCGACGAAGAGCAAAAGGUAAAACCAGAUCUCUGCGGCAAGGAUGCACAAGUUGAAGAUAUGAAGCAACCAGUGGUGGUCAAUACUAAGAAGGCUGAAGGAGGUUCUGGAGUCUUGCAAUCUUUUCCAACUAAUAGAGCAGCAUUUCAGGGAAAAGAUGUGAGGUCUGAGUUAGUACCUGUCUUAGAAAAGGUUUGGGCCAAAUAUGGGAACAUCAUUGAACAGAGUGCAAUUCGUAGUUCUGAUACUAUAAUCAUGGCUUUGGAGUCUGUUGGAAAAGUGAUAAACAUUCUCCAAAAUGCCUCAGCAAAUAAAAUGACUGAUCAUCAAGUAAAUAAUCUGGUUUCAACCUUGUCAGACCUCCAACUUAUGCAAUUGAAAGUAGAUUGGUUAGUCCCCUUUGUUGAAAAGGCUGUUGCACUAAACAAGAGCAGACAGUUGGCGGUUGCCUUAAUGGAGCUUGAGAAAGCCAAAGCUCAUGUCGAAGAAUUGAAACUGAAGCUCCUUGCUGAAUCGGAGAAGCCGGACAGUAGAUUAAAUCUUGCUGCUGUGGAGAGCAUAUCUGCAAUUGAUUUGGACAAAUGCCUAGGGGAGGGAGUCUGUUGAUUUAGAGGGACUCCUGAUUAUCGUUGGUUGCUAGUUUUAUUAAACUCGAAUGACUACUAGAUUAUGGGUAGGCGUUGUCCAAGUGUGGUCGAGGAGAUUGUAGCAUUUGAUUUUUGCUUAAGCAUUAUCAAUACUAUGAGCAUCUUUCUCAAUAAUAAGUAAUCCUUUUUCAUUAACUAGUUAAAGUAGUAAACUGUAUCUACUCUUACACCAGAAAUUGAAGGUGCUUAAUCAUGUCAAAGAUUCUUAGAUUAUAGUUAUAGAAGUUCUUUGCUCUUUAUUUUAUGAA